This is a messenger RNA of Symbiodinium necroappetens, 401 nucleotides long. NCBI's taxonomy places the organism in Eukaryota, Dinophyceae, Suessiales, Symbiodiniaceae. The record is from the annotation of a GenBank genome assembly.
AUGGCAGAAGUCCGGGCUUCACUCUUAUCCACAAGGCAGUCAUCAAAAACGAAAGGUUUGAGACUGAAUAUCCCUAGGAUCCUUACUGUACAGACCUCUACAUACUGUAAGGCCCCCCCCCCCAGACCAGUUUUCAGUUUUUUCUGCAUCCCAGACGCCCGAAAAGCCAGGUCCUUCUUCACCACGCGGACGAUUCCAAUCCCUGACUGUUUCAGCGCUGCGAAGCCCACAUCCAAGACCAGCAAGGAAAUCUACGUGGGAAUGCAGGGUGCCAGCGAGUUUGUCUUCUCUGGCGUUCUGGGCCAUUUCAACUACACCCCACAGCUGCCGGAGAUCGCGAACCCGGUGCUCUUAACUUUCGGGCGCUACGACACCAUGCGGCCCCCGGUGAUCGAUGCGAU